AUGGAAGACUGGAGGAGGAUUGACAUCGAUGCCUUUGACCCUGAUAGUGGGAGACUCACUUUAGAGGAUAUGAGACCUCCAUAUGGCUCACAUGUGUCACUACAAGAACUGCAGCCAAAAAUCUCGCAAUUGAGAUCUGCUGCGGCCAGCGGUGACUUUAAGACAGCUGUUCAAAUUGCCAUGUCAGAUCCUCCAUAUAGUGCCGAUGACGCGACGAAAUUUCAGUACCUUUUGGCUGUUCUCGAGGUUUUAACCCAAGUCAGACAACACGACAUUUCGACCAUUUUAGGACAACUGUCGUUGGAGCAGCAGGACGUUCUGGUCAAGUAUCUUUACAAAUGCAUGAGCAUUCCUGAAGGCCAAAAGCAAGGCGGAAUCCUCCUCUCGUGGUUUGAGAAGCUGACUCAGGAAUUUGGAGUAGGCCCGAUUGUUCGUUACUUAUCGGAUAAGAAUACAGUAUAA
Messenger RNA from Lachancea mirantina, 462 nucleotides. The record is from the annotation of a GenBank genome assembly. Lineage: Eukaryota; Fungi; Ascomycota; Saccharomycetes; Saccharomycetales; Saccharomycetaceae.